Racocetra fulgida is the source of this 512-nucleotide messenger RNA. Lineage: Eukaryota; Fungi; Glomeromycota; Glomeromycetes; Diversisporales; Gigasporaceae. The record is from the annotation of a GenBank genome assembly.
AUGUUAUUUCUUGUGUGGCUUGUCACAGUUAUUCUUAAUUCGAAUCCUGUGUCAUCCAGACGAUGGCAACUUAAAUCAAUGGAUAAGAAAAAUCCAUUUCCGGAACUGCCACCACUUUCAAAAUGCAAAAUUUCAGGAAACGUUCGGUUUAUUCCUCAAUAUAAUAUCGAUAAUCUUUUUACAGAGGUUCUGGAUGGAAACGAAACAAUCGUUGAUGGUGUGUUCUCUACACCGAUUGGAGUAUCAGGAAUAAAAACAAUAAGUGGAAAGCCUGUUUAUACUGCAGAACUGUUGAAUAUGGAUGAAAUAAUGAUUUAUGAUUUAACCGUUCCGGUAUUUAAUAAUGCUAUCGAAUUAGUUACUCCUGUUCCUUAUCUUGCACCUUUAACUAUUUGUGGGAAAGAUUCAAUAAUUGGGAAAACUGUGGUUAUUAAAAGACAAGGUAAAGAAAUUGCAAGAGCUGUGAUCUCAGCAUUGAAAUCCUUUGAACGCUUAGUGGAUCCAAAUUACAC